Messenger RNA from Punica granatum (pomegranate), 1744 nucleotides. The record is from RefSeq and is a predicted model, not a curated record. NCBI's taxonomy places the organism in Eukaryota, Viridiplantae, Streptophyta, Magnoliopsida, Myrtales, Lythraceae.
CAAAACGAGGACCCGAAAAGCUGCUCGUGGCAGAGAGAGAAGAGCAGGACCCAUCCGAAGAACUUCUGAAACCUCUGGGGGUCUACAUAGAACAAACAUAAAGUUUUAGGACUAGAAACGAAAAUUGAGGAAGAUGGAGGACCAUUUCGAGGAUUCAAAAAGUACGAUUCUCUGGCGAGUCAAAGCCCUUUUGCUGGUUUGGGAACUUUGGUGUGACUCCAUCUCAGGCUCGGGAGCAGCUUCCUUCCCGGCGAGCCAAGCCGAAACCUCAGUGCGGAGGAUGGGGAGCAGGGAACCACUGGAGCACUACGGCUUGCGAUCGGCGAGCUCCUUCUCCUCGCUGCACGACCUUAACGCCGACCGCGAUGCCGUCACCGAAGACAGCUUGGACAACGACGGGGACUCUGCCGCUGUCGAAUGUAUGCACGAAUCUUACCGGGCUUCGUUGCCGCUUCAUGCUGUCGGAGUUGACGAAGGUCGAACCGGCCUCGAGAACAGUGGGAGCUCGAGCAGCCCUUAUAAUAUGCUAUCCACUGAAGAUGUUUCACCGAUCGAAUCGGCGAAGGCGAGAUUCCUGCAAAUUAUCGUGGAUCAUUUCAUCAUUGAUCAUGUGAUCGAGGUUACCGACCCUGAGACUGACUACUCUGGACAAGUUGGGCAAGAUAAGCUGAACAAGAGGAAGCCGGGAGAGGUCCAGUAUGAGGGUGAUCCAAGAUUUGCCCUGCCUCAAAUGUAUAUUGCGAAUAUGUACGAAACCUUGGUGAAUGAUGUAAAUAUUAGGCUUGCUUCCUUAAAUGGUAUUCGUGAAAAGACUAUCGGGGUAGCUCUUGAAGCGUCCGGUGGUUUGUACAGAAGGCUAGCUAAGAAAUUCCCGAAGAAAGGACCUUGUACAUAUAGGAGAAGAGAAUUGGCUACUUCUGUUGAAACAAGAACAAGAUUCCCUGAGUUAGUUAUACAAGAAGAGAAACGGGUUCGUUUUGUUGUUAUUAAUGGUUUGGAUAUUGUCGAGAAACCAAAUGGCAUGUCGAUUGAUGAUGCUGAGUGGUUUAAACGAUUAACAGGUCGGAAUGAAGUAGCUAUCUCGCCUCGAGAUUAUAAGUUCUAUUCUCCUAGACACAAACAAAAGCGUGUCGGUUCAAAUUCAGCAUCACACAUCCCCGGUUUGCCUACAUUUAAUGAGACGGAUAGCUCUUCAACCAUGGCUGCUGCACAAGGUUUUCGCUCCAUUACUGAAUCACCGAAUCAGCAAGCAACUCCGUCUAAGCAUCACAUGCAGUCGAUGUCCCAUCAGCCUCAGUUUCAUCCGAUUCACCAGAGCCUCCAUCAGCAAAUGCACCAAAGCCCACACACCUCUCACUUUCCCCAGAACCUGCCCGAUAUCCCUCAUCCGCAUCACUCUCCUACGAUAUCACAACACAUGCCGUGCUUACAGCCCCUUGUCGGGGCCCAUGUGGGAGGGCGCAUGCAUGUAAUGGCUUCGACCCCUGCAAAGUUCUGCGAUGAAUGUGGGACACCGUAUCUGAGAGAGACCUCGAAGUUCUGCUCCGAGUGCGGUGUCAAGAGAUUAGGAACGUGAUAGAUUCUUCUAAAAUUGUUUCUCAGUUGGAAUUUUGGGUAUAUAUUGUUAAGGACCUGUGUAAAUAUUGAUACUUGAAGAGAGACAGUAAUUGGUUGCUUGUAACUUUUCAGAGUGAAAUAACUCACAAUGAAUCAGUGAUACCAUGUUGGCUCCUGAUUCUGAGCA